Aegilops tauschii subsp. strangulata is the source of this 1542-nucleotide messenger RNA. RefSeq names its product lichenase-2. Gene Ontology annotation, molecular function: hydrolase activity, hydrolyzing O-glycosyl compounds. Gene Ontology annotation, biological process: carbohydrate metabolic process. The record is from RefSeq and is a predicted model, not a curated record. NCBI's taxonomy places the organism in Eukaryota, Viridiplantae, Streptophyta, Magnoliopsida, Poales, Poaceae.
CUGCGAGUGGAUUGGACCAAACUGUCUCCUCGGAUCCUAUAUAAGGGGCCGGCGCCCCGUUGUGGCCUCACCAGAAAAGAAACAACAAGAGCUUUAGAGCGAGAGAAAGAAAGACACAUACACACACCCACACACCCUCAACGCAGCUAGAGAGACAAAGAGAAUGGCGAGCCAAGGUGUUGCCUCCAUGUUCGCUCUGGCAUUGCUCCUCGGAGCCUUCGCCUCCAUCCCACAAAGCGUCGAGUCCAUCGGGGUGUGCUACGGCAUGAGCGCCAACAACCUGCCGGCGGCGAGCACCGUCGUCAGCAUGUUCAAGUCCAACGGCAUCAACUCCAUGCGGCUGUACGCUCCCGACCAGGCGGCGCUGCAGGCCGUCGGCGGCACGGGCGUCAACGUCGUCGUCGGGGCGCCUAACGACGUGCUCUCCAACCUCGCCGCCAGCCCAGCUGCGGCCGCCUCGUGGGUCAGGAGCAACAUCCAGGCCUACCCCAAGGUCUCCUUCCGGUACGUCUGCGUCGGCAACGAGGUCGCCGGCGGCGCCACCCAGAACCUCGUCCCGGCCAUGAAGAACGUGCAGGGCGCGCUCGCCUCCGCUGGGCUGGGCCACAUCAAGGUCACCACGUCGGUGUCGCAGGCCAUUCUCGGCGUGUACAGCCCGCCCUCCGCCGGGUCCUUCACCGGGGAGGCGGACGCGUUCAUGGGCCCCGUGGUGCAGUUCCUUGCCCGCACCGGCGCGCCGCUCAUGGCUAACAUCUACCCGUACCUGGCCUGGGCCUACAACCCGAGCGCCAUGGACAUGAGCUACGCGCUCUUCACCGCAUCCGGCACCGUGGUCCAGGACGGCUCCUACGGGUACCAGAACCUGUUCGACACCACCGUGGACGCCUUCUACACGGCCAUGGCCAAGCACGGCGGCUCCAACGUGAAGCUCGUGGUGUCGGAGAGCGGGUGGCCCUCAGGCGGCGGCACGGCGGCGACUCCGGCCAACGCCAGGAUCUACAACCAGUACCUCAUCAACCACGUCGGGCGCGGCACCCCGCGCCACCCGGGCGCCAUCGAGACCUACGUCUUCUCCAUGUUCAACGAGAACCAGAAGGACAGCGGCGUGGAGCAGAACUGGGGACUCUUCUACCCCAACAUGCAGCACGUCUACCCCAUCAGCUUCUGAUGAGCUAGCUGCGUAUGCGUAGCUAGUGUCCGUAUGUCCGUACGUACGCGCGCGUACACGCGUAUAAGAGCGUGUAUGCGGUACGUAUGUGCACAUUAUGUAUUGUACAGGGUUUGGGUUGGGGUGCGACCGCUGAGGCAGCUCAGAUGCGUACGCUAUAGUAGUGGUUUGCUGUAGUAGUGUAUGUGUAUGAUUUACGAUGGAAGGGAAGCAGAUGUAAACGCUCUCCCUUCGUCGAUUCAUCAUACAUUUGAUACGUACACACAUGUGUGCGUAAGUAGAACUAUAUUGUAGGGUUCAAAAUUUCGUCAAAAUUUGACGGAAUUUGUCCAAAAUAAUAUGAAAUAUAUCGGCGAGACCGAAGUAUUCCUAUA